Molecule: messenger RNA, 462 nt
Organism: Pogonomyrmex barbatus (red harvester ant)
Lineage: Eukaryota; Metazoa; Arthropoda; Insecta; Hymenoptera; Formicidae
Product: stromelysin-1-like
Source: RefSeq, a predicted model, not a curated record
AUGUGGCGUCAGAGAUAUAUCGAAUUCCGUCUUGGACAAGUUUCCGAGGAAAUGGGCGAAGACGCACCUUACUUAGAACUUUCAUCUGGCGAGCGAGAGCGUUCGAGAUGUCUACGAGUCACUGAGAUCAUGUUCGAGAUGUGGACGAUUCUCGACAUCGCGGUAGCCGAAUAUGUCCGUCUGGACGGACCCGGUAAUGUGCUAGCUCACGCAUUUUUAUCAUCGUCCAAAGUGUCGGAGGUGCACGUAGAUAACUCGGAGAAGUGGCACAUCGAGCUGACCGCUAAUCCUAACGAUACGGUUCAUCUACUGUAUAUGUUGACGCACGAGAUCGGUCAUGCUUUAGGAUUAUAUCACAGUCCUCAGAAGAAUUUUGAUAAUAGCGAUCAGCUGUGCGACGAGGAUGAACGUCGACGCUACGGCGAGUAUGGAUGUCGCUCGAUGGAAAAAGACGGCACAUGA